Dipodomys ordii (Ord's kangaroo rat) is the source of this 4419-nucleotide messenger RNA. RefSeq names its product glucuronic acid epimerase (gene Glce). Gene Ontology annotation, cellular component: Golgi apparatus. Gene Ontology annotation, molecular function: heparosan-N-sulfate-glucuronate 5-epimerase activity. The transcript is spliced from 4 exons. Lineage: Eukaryota; Metazoa; Chordata; Mammalia; Rodentia; Heteromyidae. Gene Ontology annotation, biological process: heparan sulfate proteoglycan biosynthetic process. The record is from RefSeq and is a predicted model, not a curated record. The coding region runs from base 110 to 1966 and encodes 618 amino acids.
CUUUAGGAAAUUAACAAGAAACUGAAGCUUGAUUCAAAUAAACUCUGAAUUGAAGCUGGAAAUGUACUAGAAUUUAGAUUCUUUCAUUUGAUUAAGGUAUGGUGUGAAUAUGCGUUGCUUGGCAGCUCGGGUCAACUACAAGACGUUGAUUAUCAUCUGUGCACUCUUCACGUUGGUCACAGUACUUCUGUGGAACAGGUGUUCCAGUGACAAUGCAACUUCAUUUCCACGGCACUUGAGUAAUGGCUUCAGGGUGGAUGGACUAGAAAAGAGAGCGGCGGCAUCUGAGAGUGACCGACGUGUGAACCACGGGGGCAGACAGCAGUCAGAGGAGACGCUCCUGCAGGAGCAGCAGAAAGCACCCCCUGUGGCUGGGGGCUUCGAUGGCAGUGUGGGCAGCAAGGUGUUAGGGCUCAAAUAUGAAGAAAUUGACUGUCUCAUCAAUGAUGAGCACACGAUUAAAGGGAGACGAGAGGGGAGUGAAGUCUUUCUUCCAUUCACUUGGGUGGAGAAAUACUUUGACGUUUACGGAAAGGUGGUUCAGCAUGAUGGCUAUGACCGGUUUGAAUUCUCUCACAGCUAUUCCAAAGUCUACGCACAGAGAGCCCCCUACCACCCAGAUGGCGUGUUCAUGUCCUUUGAAGGCUACAAUGUGGAAGUCCGAGACAGAGUCAAGUGUAUCAGUGGAGUUGAAGGUGUGCCUUUGUCCACUCAGUGGGGACCCCAAGGCUACUUUUACCCCAUCCAGAUUGCACAGUAUGGGCUGAGCCAUUAUAGCAAGAACCUGACAGAGAAGCCUCCUCACGUAGAGGUGUAUGAGACAGCCGAAGAUGAGGACAGAAAUGGCAAACCCAAUGCCUGGGCAGUGCCCAAGGGCUGCUUUAUGGCCAGUGUGGCUGACAAGUCUAGAUUCACCAAUGUGAAACAGUUUAUUGCCCCAGAAGCCAGUGACGGUGUGUCCUUGCAGCUGGGAAACACAAAAGACUUUAUUAUUUCAUUUGACCUCAAGUUCCUAACGAACGGGAGCGUGUCUGUGGUUCUAGAGACCACCGAGAAGGGCCAGCUCUUCACUAUCCAUUAUGUCUCAAAUACCCAACUCAUUGCUUUUAAAGAAAGGGACAUAUACUAUGGCAUCGGGCCCAGAACUUCAUGGAGCACAGUCACCAGAGACCUAGUUACUGACCUCAGGAAAGGAGUGGGGCUCUCCAACACAAAAGCUGUCAAGCCAACCAAAAUAAUGCCCAGAAAAGUGGUGCGAUUGAUUGCAAAGGGAAAGGGCUUUCUGGACAACAUCACCAUCUCCACCACCGCCCACAUGGCUGCCUUCUUUGCUGCCAGUGACUGGCUGGUAAGGAAUCAGGACGAGAGGGGUGGAUGGCCCAUCAUGGUGACCCGGAAGCUAGGGGAAGGGUUUAAGUCUUUAGAGCCAGGGUGGUACUCUGCGAUGGCGCAGGGGCAAGCCAUUUCUACGCUUGUCAGGGCCUAUCUCUUAACAAAAGACCAGGUAUUCCUCAGUUCAGCUUUACGGGCUACAGCCCCUUACAAGUUCCCAUCAGAGCAGCGUGGUGUCAAAGCCGUGUUCAUGAACAAACAUGACUGGUAUGAAGAAUACCCAACCACGCCUAGCUCCUUUGUCUUAAAUGGCUUUAUGUAUUCCUUAAUCGGGCUGUAUGACCUAAAGGAGACUGCGGGGGAGACACUUGGGAAAGAAGCAGCAUCCUUAUAUGAGCGUGGGAUGGAGUCCCUGAAGGCCAUGCUGCCCCUGUACGACACGGGCUCAGGGACCAUCUACGACCUGCGGCACUUCAUGCUGGGUGUUGCUCCCAACCUGGCCCGCUGGGACUAUCACACCACCCACAUCAACCAGCUGCAGCUGCUCAGCACUGUUGAUGAUGCUCCCGUCUUCAGAGAGUUUGCCCGGAGGUGGAAGAGCUACCUCAAAGGUGGCAGGGCAAAGCACAACUAGUGCCAACAACCAAACCAUGGUCAGCCUCAGAACCAUAAGCCACAGGCCAUGCACCAGGCAUGGGGAACCCUGCUCCUGGCCUGAGACAGUUGCGUGUGCUCUGUGGGCAGGUGGCAGUUAGAGCAGGAAUGUUUGGGGUGCCUUGCUCAUUGCAGGCUGUAGACAAUAAGUAACGGUGAAUAGCCCUGGCCAGCUGCCGGCACAUCCACACGCAGUGCGGAGCGCUUUUCAGAUGUGAUUAUUUAUAUUUAUAUUGGAAGCAGAUGUUUAAAAAAUAUGUGCUGUAAUACAGUCAGUGUGUGUUUGUACCCUGGAUAGUGGACUGUGCUCAACUUUUUAAAAGCUAUUUCUUUUCUCUAGACAUUUCUGGGAGGUGAAUGGGUAUUUGUUGCAUUUGUUCAAUUUGAUACAUAUGGAGACUAUUUUGCAUUAUGGUUUUCUUGAUGUGUGUAAAUUAAACACACCCAGUCUUCAGGCUUCACAGUAUGUAAAGCACAACUAGAAUGAAACUUAUUGACCGCACAAGAAAUUACAGAAAUGUUUAUGAAACUUGAUCUACAAUCAGUGAAAGUGUGAUAAUCAGCCUGUCCCUCCUGCCACCCCUGUGUGAUGGUUUCUUUGUGUUGCCUUUUGUCUUCACUUUGACAGUUUUGUCUAGUCCGGGGACAUGAUGUAGAAUAUUGACUUUAAACCUAAAUUUGGGGAGGAUUUAGAAAUUUUAGGACCACCAUCUCUUCUGUUGCACCUGAGGAAAGGCCUAGCUUAAAUGUUCCAUACAUAAAUCACACUGGGGUUCCCUCCCCUUGGGGGUCAUUCUCUAUUCUCACUAAGCCAUUGGGGCUCUGUCUCUGUUGUUACUUGAAAACUUAGUUUUGAUUUAUUCCAGCUGUUUAGAAGAGGUGCUGCUGCUGUGUCUGGAAAGGUCUUUGUUGAGCCCCAGACAGAUUUCCUAGUAAUGCACAGCCCAGAAACAUAAGCCCCAUAAUAACAUACAGCUUGGAAACACACAAGCUCCUACAUGUUGAAGGGCUCAGCCGACACAGUGCUCUUCACCUGACCUCAGAAGAACCGGUGCCCUCUCUGCCUACAUGGUGUUGUGCAAUGGAACAUACAUGUCUGUGAUAGGUACACAAAAUGUAUGCACCUCAGAGUGGGCAGGAACAUGAAAAUUCAUUCCACACUGGAAACAAUUUUAAGCUGGCAGUAUACAAAUAAGCUUUGGUUCCCAAUUUCUAUGACCCCAGCUCUUCAUUUUACCCAUAACAGACAGAUGUGGGUGUUACAUUCCCCUGUCCACCUUUGUAAGUCUCAUACAUUCAAUGUCUCAACAACAUUUAAGCAUUAAAUAUGUCAUCUCAGUUAUAAAGGCAAGGACCUCCCCCAUUUUUUCGUGCUGACGUUUCAGAUGAAUGCCCUCCUUCUCCAUGUUUGCUGUUACUUAGUGGGUCCAGGAUUGUUUGUGUUUGCAUGCUGGUCUUCAGAGGAGGAGAGCUGGUGAGAACACUGUGGUCCUGCUCUGGGACAUACCAGUGCCUUAAUCCCACAGUCCCAAGCUAAGAGGGGAGGGGAGAGGAAGGGCUGCUGCUGGUUUAACACUGCCCUCCACACUGUAGUGGCAGCUUGGUUUGUCUUCUAUCCCCAAGGGGCAUUGUGGGUACUUGAGGACGUUCGGAAUCAUGGAGCUGAUUGAAGUGCAGAUACCCCGCAGAUAUCCCUAAGUCAGCCUGUUGCAGGAUGGUUACCUGUAGGUGAGCUGGACCACCAAGGAGGGAGGCCACCUGGGACCACCUGCAUUUUCACCCUGACAACUAUAGAGCUGUCUAGGGUUUUAAAUCAUGGAAAAUGUUUACUUAUUUUGAGUUUAGGAAUACUGGGGAGGGUACUUUAAAGUUUUGUUUCUUUAAUUUUUAUUUUCUUUAAGACUAUAGGUGUUGGUUUUGUUCACCUAAACAGCAAAGGUAAUUUGCUGAUAAUUGGUUGUCACUUCAAUUGCUCAACCAACCAAAAGCUUCCAGACCAAGGUCAAGUUUGACCCUUUUGGAGUUCCUGUACGUAAGGCUUCAGUCAAGAAGCACCAGGUGUGCCAGGGGUGCAGAGGUGACCACAAAGCUCCUGUGCAGCGAGUGUCUUCUUGGCAGUGUGCACUUUCACAGGAGCUGCGGUUCCAGCGUCCUGUCAUUGUCUUUCUCCUCCACUAUACAUGUGGGCUGUACACCAUGUGUGAAAUAUGCAAUAAAUGUUUACAUGACACCCUCCUUGAAGGGUAGUCCUGUGUAACGCUGUACAGACUUUGCGGUUGAAGCACAAUGUGCACAUGUUAGUUUUAUAUGCAGCAAAACUUGAUUUUUUUGCAGAUGGAAAGGUUAUUUUGUUUCUAUACAAAGUAAAUGAAUUGUGCUUAAUGUAAAGCUGCUUUAUAAAAUUGUAAAAUAAAAUUUUUAUCUUAAAAGGAA